AUGUCAAAGCGACGCACGGAUACUGCAAGACCAAUCCGAAAGGUGUCCACCACCAGCGAUGACUAUGGAGAUGGUGAUGUGGAUGAUGAUACUCUUGUCAACGCUUCCUUCCGUGAUCUUGACUUUGAUCACAUCGAGAACUACGCCGACCCUAUCGAUUCCAUCACACGGAAGAAUACUGCGAAGAACAAAGUGACCAAGAAGAAGGAUGACGGAAAGAGCAAACGACCGAUUGAUACUACUGCUGAACAAGACGAUCCAGAGCCAGUACAGCUAGCUAAUGGAAAGUGGGCCUGCAAUCAUCCAUGCAAAGAUCGAAGUGCAUGCAAGCACCAGUGUUGCAAGACUGGUAUGGAUAAACCAUCAAAGAAGAAAGCUGUCGCCAAACGCGUUCCAGCGUGCGAAGAUCGGCCUGAGCUGACACAGAGACCACCGCCGCCAAAAGGCAAAGAGAAGCAAACCAAGCUUCAGCUCACAGCAUCUAAGAGGAAGGUCUCUGCGCCGAUUGACGAGCUCGAUCUCACGCAGCAAGAAAAGAAGCAGAAAGCCGACUAUGGCACCAACGGACCUAGGGACUACCGUGGCCUGCAUCAGCUGCACAAGACUACCCAGGGUAAAGAGCUACCUUCGUCUCUCCAUUCCGUCAUAUACAAGAAGCCAGCCUAUUGCUACUCCCAAGGUGGCGAGCAUAGCCUUGACUUUAUGGGCCCUCCCACCGCUGAGCCACAUUCGGCUUCUAGCGAUUACGGUGAAUUUCAGUUUGACGAGCCAUCAGCCGACUUUGAUCAUCCUCAGCAUCAGUCUGCGCAACAAAAUCCACUUGGUGACACACAACAGCCGGAAGAUUACAUGGACUACGAGCUUGCAGCUCCUGUAGCCUCUCACGAAUCUGACGCCUUUGAAGACGAUGACUCCGUCCUUCGAGAGGCUUUCAUUGGGCUUGCAGAUUCUCAAAAUCUCCAAGAGAUUCGUGAAAGCGACGCUAAUAUCAUGCAGCCCUUCGAAAACGUCAUCGACGAUGACUAUAUGGGUUACGGAGAAAGUAACAAGCAGAUGAACUCUAGUUUGAUCAAUUCCGAAGAUCACGUUCCGCAAAAGCCGGAGUUCAGUCACCCCGAUUAUCCUCGCAAAGCACAAAUCAAGUCCUCUCGGUCGCCUUUCUUUGACAGCGAAGAAAGUGCCGAACUCGAGAUUGCAAACGCCAUACCCGCAAAGGUAUUCACGUCGCCAGAUAUACAACAACGGACGGCUACGCCACGCGAGCUGCAUACAGCCGGCGACCAACAAGACGCGUGUGUCGACGAAGAGGUAGCAGACAUCUUGAACAUGUUCGGCGAUGAGCCGGCCGUUGUCUCACGGGUCGAGGAGAAGCCGAUACCGGAAGCUUUCAAGGACCUAGAGCCGUGGCUGUUCCAAGAGUUCGGCGACAUCGUGGAACUUGUUGAUGACUAG
Messenger RNA from Alternaria triticimaculans, 1452 nucleotides. RefSeq lists its product as uncharacterized. NCBI's taxonomy places the organism in Eukaryota, Fungi, Ascomycota, Dothideomycetes, Pleosporales, Pleosporaceae. Bases 1 to 1452 code for a protein of 483 amino acids. The record is from RefSeq and is a predicted model, not a curated record. The transcript has a single exon.